This is a messenger RNA of Entrophospora candida, 151 nucleotides long. NCBI's taxonomy places the organism in Eukaryota, Fungi, Glomeromycota, Glomeromycetes, Entrophosporales, Entrophosporaceae. The record is from the annotation of a GenBank genome assembly.
UGGUUUAACCAAUUUGACAUUAGAAGAUGAGCCAACUCAUGUUUAUGAAGAAUAUGCAGGAUAUCUAACAACCAAUUGGAGCCUUUUUUUAUCUAUUUUGCCAUUACCACCAAAUAAUUCAUCAACAACCACCAGCCAAAAAACCCCAUGA